This is a messenger RNA of Paramecium pentaurelia, 270 nucleotides long. The record is from the annotation of a GenBank genome assembly. Lineage: Eukaryota; Ciliophora; Oligohymenophorea; Peniculida; Parameciidae.
AUGUCAUAUAGAUAGAGAUGUUAACAGUAAAAUAAUAAAAUUAUAAGUAUUGUUUUAAUCCUUGAAAGUUACGCUUAAAUUGAGGUUGUUUAAAACAAAAUCUUUACAAUUUAUAUAUAUUUUUUUUCAGGAUUUAAUCUUGCAGAAUCUGAAUUAAUAUUUUACAAUGAUAAUAACUUCUAGAGAAGAAAUAUUAAAUUCUACGGAAUAUUAAACUUGGUUUUCAAAAAAAAAAAAAGUACUCUAAAGAAUGUUGAAUUGUUACUCUGA